AUGGAUUGGCCACUAGAGGACACCGAAUGGACCAGCCGUGACCUAAAUGUCUUCAACUAUCAACAGGGCCGCGCUGUCAUCCUGCAGAAGCCGAGCUCGGAUGAAAUGAUAGUAGGUGAGCUCAAGAACAAGAAUGACUGGGAAGUCUGGUUCGACAAUGCACCAAGUGUCACCAGCGCGGAGGAAGGCCUAUAUGCAUUAUUAUGCAGCAGAGCCCAGCCCGUUUUCGAUGGAGAAGCCGCACCUGUCUCCUAUCUCCCGGUCACGAGAGACACUUGGGAAAGGGUGACCAGAGAGUUUCAAAUCCAUCGACGCAUCACGAGGACCAUAUCCAGGCAGGUGCCUUUCGUUUCUUCGAAUUGGGAGAGAGAUGUGGAAACAGCGAAGUGGAAGAUCUCGUUCACUGCUCGGACGUCGGCGUACUUGCAGAACGACCUAGCAUUAUCCGUCACAUAUAAACCGAGUACGGGCUCGAUUUUCUGUGUGGUGUACGGAUGCAAUGAGCAACAGAUAGAAGCGUUCAUGAAGCGCGUUAGGAUGGCCGGAGACAGAGUCAAGUAUCCGCUGCUCAUGCUAGGCAUAUUCGCAGAGGUCGAGCGCGAGAGACUGGUAGGCAUCGCAGACCAGCUCCUCGAUAGGUUCACACUCCGAUCCGAGCACCUCGAGAACCGACCCCUGGAUCCCUCAACGGACAUGAACGGUGCCAAUACGCAGGAACAUUUGGCACUUUGUCUUCAAUCUCGCAGCUUGGUGGAUCACAUACAGUCGGUCAAGCGGCAGCUAUCCAAGCUCCUUACCGAGAUAGACGACCUUGGACAACGGCUGACGCUUCGCAAAGAGAAGGAUGGCAUUCUGCCAAAGACCUUCAAGAACGGACGCCAGCUGAAGCGGAUGGGAGUUCAGAUGAAAAAGAGGCUACAGGACAUCAUCCACGAGUAUGAUGAUAAGAUCGAUGAGUGCAACAUGAUCGUGGGGAAUACCUCCCUAGCCAUGCAAACCGUUUGGAACCUCAUCGCCAGACACGAUUCGCAAAUAAAUACCCGAUUCGCUCGUGCCAACACAAUGAUCGCUGUUGAGACGAAGCGCGAGUCCUCGCAGAUGAAAUCAAUCGCCAUACUGACGAUGAUAUAUCUGCCUCUCUCAAGCGUUGCUGCCAUCUUCUCCAUGGACUUGUUCAACUGGAAUGCCGGGGCUGGCGAGUCCAUCGUGUCAAAGCACAUAUGGAUAUUUGCCGUGUUUUCGGUGGGACUCACGACUCUGACUCUUCUCGCAUGGCGUCAUGUGACAAACCGACAUGAGAAGACAACAGGGAAGGGCAAUGAGAGCUUGGGUUCACCGAAGACGGAAGCUGAAAUGGUAUGA
Messenger RNA from Anthostomella pinea, 1362 nucleotides. The record is from the annotation of a GenBank genome assembly. Lineage: Eukaryota; Fungi; Ascomycota; Sordariomycetes; Xylariales; Xylariaceae.